CAUAGCAGUGGCAACACUAUGCACCUUAGAGGUCUAAGUGCGGUCAUUUAACAGAUCAGUUAGCACUACCUAACCUAAUCUCUAUGGAAGACAUUUCUCAUACACGGUAAUAAAAUUACUACGAAAAAUAGAAUUUCACUACUAAUACUUUAAGUACACAAAACAAUUUCCGAAAAACAAAAAAAAACCAACAACAACACCUUGUACUUCAUUAAGUGUAUUUGUGUGCAGAAAUUCCCACCUGAGUGAAAAAGAAAACCAAUUUGAAACACUAAAUAAUUUGUGUCAUAAUCAGAUUAGUGCAUACAAUUUAGAUAAAAAAAGAAAAAAUAAAUAAAUAAAACCAAGCAGAAGUGAAGUUAAAAAUUUGCAAAGCUUUAGCGCGCAAUCUGUGCAAAUACUUGCGUGCAUCGGUCGUCGCAAAAUACCCAACAAAAAUCGCAACUGUAAAUAACAGUGAAAAUCGCAGAAUUACAUCGCGUAUUGCAGGUGUUCGCACAAGUGGCCAGGUAGCAACAUGUCGCAACCAAGUUCGCGCCGCAUUUCGCCGCCACACUUUCGUCGCGCUUUCGUGGUGCCCGGCACAGCGACACAAAUUGGUGCUGCGCCAGCAGAAGCAACAGCGGAUGCGAAAAUGAAAACAACAAACAUUGUUGAUGUUAACUGUUAUCAAACUGUUGCCACAUCACCUGUCUCAACAACUACCACAACAACAACCACCACUGCAAGCAUUGCUCAUUUGAGUGGCAGCGCGGAAGGCUGCGUCAUCACCAGCACCAUUCCCCGCAGUCCGCCUGUAAACAGCGAUAGCAACACCAACAGCAACAUAUCCAGUCACAUUAGCGUAGCAAAUAUCCGCGCGGGCGGAAUGGGUGGUGCCGGUGGCCGCAAUAUGCCCUCUUCCUGCCCGGAUUCACCGAUUCGACGUGUUUCGUCGAGUUUGAAAAACUCAGCUUUGGGUUUUGCCUCGCGAUUCUUCAACAAAUGCAAAGCAGCUACUUUCACCGUCGAUGGCGCCACAUUCACAAUAGGUAAGUGGAAUGCACACAUACACAUCCAAGUGCUCAACUAA
This is a messenger RNA of Anastrepha ludens (Mexican fruit fly), 1072 nucleotides long. RefSeq lists its product as uncharacterized. The coding region runs from base 518 to 1072 and encodes 184 amino acids. The record is from RefSeq and is a predicted model, not a curated record. Lineage: Eukaryota; Metazoa; Arthropoda; Insecta; Diptera; Tephritidae. The transcript is spliced from 2 exons.